Messenger RNA from Marchantia polymorpha subsp. ruderalis, 1800 nucleotides. Lineage: Eukaryota; Viridiplantae; Streptophyta; Marchantiopsida; Marchantiales; Marchantiaceae. The record is from the annotation of a GenBank genome assembly.
ACAACUGCUUUCAUCGGGACGGCAUACAUUGAACUGAGGUCUAUGUUGUUUCACGGAGAAUACCUUUCAGAUCGUUCAGCAAGCUCGUGAGGGUCUCGGCGGAACAGCUUGAACGUACCAUCAACAUACGGGUGACUUUGAUAAGCAGCUCGAGGACACAUUCAACACCUCAUUAGCAAAAUUUGGAAUGGGUCCUCCACAGCAUAGGCGAGGUGACAAAAGAAAGAAAAGCAUUGCCCGAAAACGUGCACGACAUAGUGAGAAUGAAACUGAGGAGGUCCAAAGGUGGGGGGAAUUGCAUGAUUCCGUCGUGGAGAAGAUUCUCAGCUACAUCCCGGUUCCCAAGCUGCUCCAAUUCAGAAGCGUUUGCAAGCACUGGAAACGGAUGAUCGAUUCUCCGCAGUUUCGAUGCCUCCGACACCAAGUUCCUAGCACGACGCAGACCAGUUUCCUGGUGCUACAGCUCUGCUUCAGCCAUGCCUACAUGGGCUGCGACUGGAUUUCACUGCACAACAACUACUUCGCCUUCAACAGCCUCAACAUUCGCGUCUUGCGCAUUUUCAAUCCUCUCCUGAACUCAUGGUACACGUUUCCUCCCUCGGUCCUCACACGGGGAGAGAUCUUCUCCAGGUCGUACCACCGUGGACUGUGGUGCAUUCAACUUCUGAGUAACGGGGGAGACGGAGACAUGACGCAGAUCAUGAUCCACAAUCCCACCUCGGGAUGGAUCAAAGAGGUACCAAGCUCAAUAAAUCCCAAACUGAAGGUGCUUAUUUCGUUGGUGGUGGAAAAGGAGUCGAGCAACUUCAAACUUAUUUCCAGUGGUUGCACCAUCGCCGGAUGCACAUUCAGGCAAGAAGUGAGUCUUCAUACACAAGUGUAUGAUUCUGUUACCAACAGGUGGAAAUCGGCAGGGAAUCUUCCCAAUCCAUUCUUGCAGUUCAAGACCGAUGGGUACCUGCACGUGAUGUACGCCGUGGCUGAUCACUAUGUUUACUACAUAGUGGGCCGAUCCAGAAGAACACAGGCAGAGUUGGACAGCUCCGACAUAGAAGUGGGCACUUCUGAGUUCCAUUGGAACUGGUUCACGAACCUCUUGGCAUUCGACCUGAAUGAUUACGUGUGGAAGCUCGUCCCCGGUGACUUGCCAUUCGAGGUCACGAGGAGAUCGAAGAUUAAGCUGUUCGAGAGAAAUGGUGCGCUCGUCCUCGUCGAGCUCGCUCAGACCGAAGAACGUGAAUGGAAAAUGUCCAUUGGCUGGAAACCAAGGAUCUACUCCUGGGACCGCCAGAGCUCCCCGGAUAUGUUAAUAUGGACAGAGAUUGCAGUCACCCCUCCGCCCACGGAGCGGCAGUUUCAGAAGCUCUUCUACCAUCAACGUGGUCAUGAGUAUGCAGGACUGUGGGCCGGCCAAGGAGAUUGUAUUGUCUUCUUCUCCGGUACUUUCUGGGGCCAUCGUGCGCUGCUCUACAACAUUUCCUCGAGAAUUUGGACUGUGUCGGAGUUUGGUCCUAAGAGGCCAAAGAGAUCCAAGUGGUUCAUGCCGUUGCCUUUCGACCUGAGCCUCAACCGUUAGCCCCUACUUUACGUAUAUCAGCUGUGCCAGUAUAGAUUAAUACUUUUGUGAGCUAUCCAUACGGAUGCAGUUUACAAUGAAGCUCAAGGCUAGCUGAAUUAUUUCCUUCGAUUUGUUUUACUGCUAUUUCGAUUUUUCUGUAGUUAUAAUAGUUAUGAUUUGGUUUGCCCUUAUCAACUAUAAGUAGUAUCAUUUGUGUUAAUUGUACUAUAGAUUAAGGCGCG